Molecule: messenger RNA, 6730 nt
Organism: Scleropages formosus (Asian bonytongue)
Lineage: Eukaryota; Metazoa; Chordata; Actinopteri; Osteoglossiformes; Osteoglossidae
Gene: arhgap32b
Product: Rho GTPase activating protein 32b
Exons: 24
Coding region: 826-6657 (1943 amino acids)
Biological process (GO): small GTPase-mediated signal transduction
Cellular component (GO): fibrillar center; actin cytoskeleton; nucleoplasm
Molecular function (GO): protein binding; phosphatidylinositol binding; GTPase activator activity
Source: RefSeq, a predicted model, not a curated record
AAUCUCGCAAUCAGUUUGGACCUUUUUUUCCCCAAUUUCGCAAUUGCGAGAAGCAGUUCUAGUAUGUAUGUGUCACUGGAUUGUCGUUUUUACUUCUGCGCUGCGGUGCCUAAGUCAAGUUCAGGUAGGAGCCACGAGUCCGGACAAGUAUCGUCACUCAAGCAUUCCGUAUAAUCUACUCGGAAAUUUCAACAUAUUCAUAUUUAAGCGCCAAGAGUUGACGCCUCGCACUUUUAAUUAGGCAUGAUCGGGCCCUGGCGGGACUGCUCUACUUGCGGGAGGCGCGUUCCCGUUCAGCGCGUCGGGAGCGCGCUCGCGCAGGCGGAUCAGGGGAAGGGAGACCGCGUGCUGUUGGCCGGAGAGGGAAGCGAUUGAGGACGCGCGAUUUGCAGCUCGUCACCUUCACGCGCUGCCGUACGCGUGUUCCGCGUUCUCGGCACCUCCCGCGAGGACACGCGCACGUUCGCGGCGCUCGUGCCAGGAGCUGCAGCUGUCGUCGCCGUGCGGCCAAUGGGAUCUCCCGCCGCGGGGCUCUAGGCGCACCCCCCGUGUUGAACGCCGUUCUCCGCGGCACAGCCACGCUCUCGGCCGCGCGAUAAUAAUGCGGCUUUGGGGAGGCGAGCGCGCGGGCUGUGCGUGUGCAGCGCCUCGGGAACAAGAAGAAGAAGGAGAAGCCGGGCAGCGCGACGAGAGCGCGCACUGAGUAAGAGAGACGCGCAGCCAGGCGGAGAAGAAACAAACAGCAGCCGCAGCAGCAGAAGCAGCAACGAGAGGCCGCUCGUCCCGCCGCGCUCUGCCAGGCUGCUCCUAAAGUGAGUCAGUACCAUGGAUGCGGCCAGCGGGGCUGCUGCGGCAGUGGGGAGUGCGGCACUGGGACUGCUGGGUGCUGCAGGGAGCCAUGAUGCUCCCGAAAGAGGUCUGAGGCCCUUCCGCCACCGGGAAGAUGAUGACAUCGUACCUGAGCUAACGAGGAGCAUCCACCCCAGAGAAAGACCUGACUGGGAGGAAACCAUCAGCGCCAUGGCGAGGAGCGCUGAUGUCCCCGAGCUCAGCAGCGAGCCCCUCCUGCGAUCUUGCAGCAGCACUGCCAGCAUGAAGGUCAAGAAUGUCAAGAAGCUGUCCUUCACCAAGGGCCACUUCCCCAAGCUGGCCGAAUGCGCGCACUUCCACUAUGAAAACGUUGACUUUGGCACCAUUCAGCUGGCUUUGGCAGAUGAGCAGAAUGAGGUAACUCGUAAUGGCCUGGAGACGAAGGAGCUGGUGUACCUGGUCCAGAUCAGUUGCCAGGGCCGGAGCUGGAUUGUGAAGCGCAGUUAUGAAGACUUCCGCGUCCUUGACAAGCACCUCCAUCUGUGUAUCUAUGACCGCCGCUUCUCCCAGCUCCCAGAGCUGCCCCGGUUUGACAGCCUGAGGGACCGAGCAGAGGCGGUGUCACAGAUGCUGAUGGCUUACCUCUCCCGCCUCUCAGCGAUUGCUGACAACAAGAUAAACUGCGGGCCGGCACUCACGUGGAUGGAGAUUGAUAACAAGGGGAACCACCUGCUGGUACAUGAGGAGUCCUCUAUCAACGUCCCUGCUAUCGCUGCCGCCCACGUCAUCAAGCGCUACAUCGCUCAGGCGGCAGAUGAGCUCUCUUUCGAGGUGGGAGACAUUGUUUCAGUGAUCGACAUGCCCCCCAAGGAGGACACCACCUGGUGGAGAGGCAAGCAUGGUUUUCAGGUGGGCUUCUUUCCUAGUGAGUGUGUGGAGCUCAUAAAUGACAAGGUCCCCCAGUCCGUCACCAGCUCUGUGCCCAAACCAGAUUUGGAGAUGGAGAAUGUAAAGCAGGAUAAUGCAUGGGUGGCUGACCUGCUAAACCACUACAGGCCGAGUUCAGUUUCCAAGAAGCACGGGAAGUUGAUCACGUUCCUCCGCACCUUCAUGAAGUCCCGGCCCACCAAACAGAAGCUGAAGCAGCGUGGGAUCCUCCGGGAGAGGGUGUUUGGUUGUGACUUGGGCGAGCACCUCCUCAAUUCAGGACAUGAUGUUCCCCAGGUGCUCAAGAGUUGCACAGAGUUCAUUGAGAAACAUGGAGUGGUGGACGGCAUGUACCGCCUGUCAGGAAUCGCCUCCAACAUACAGAAACUGCGGCAUGAGUUUGACUCGGAGCAGAUCCCGGACCUGACGAAGGAUGUAUACAUCCAGGACAUCCACUGUGUGGGCUCGCUUUGCAAACUCUACUUCCGUGAGCUGCCCAACCCACUGCUCACCUACCAGCUCUAUGACAAGUUCUCGGAAGCCGUGUCUGCAGCUACCGACGAGGAGCGGCUGAUCAAAAUCCAUGACGUCAUUCAGCAGCUGCCACCUCCGCACUACAGGACUCUUGAGUUCCUAAUGAGGCACCUGUCCCACUUGGCAACAUUCAGCUACAUUACCAACAUGCAUAGCAAAAACCUGGCCAUCGUCUGGGCUCCUAACCUUCUCAGAUCCAAGCAGAUUGAGUCAGCCUGCUUCAGUGGAACGGCAGCCUUCAUGGAGGUUCGCAUACAGUCAGUGGUGGUUGAAUUCAUCCUCAACCAUGUGGAUGUGCUCUUCAGCCCCAAGCUCAGCUUGCUCAUUCGGGAGGGUGCUGGCCAUAAUUCUUUAUCUAGACCCAAGUCCUUGCUGGUCUCAUCUCCCUCCACGAAGCUGCUGACUCUUGAGGAGGCCCAAGCACGCACCCAAGCUCAGAUCAACUCCCCUGUUACAGCUGAUAGCAAGUACAUUGAAGUGGGGGAGGGACCCGCUGCCUUGCAGGGCAAGUUCCACACAGUCAUCGAAUUCCCCACUGAGAGGAAGAGACCACCCAUUAAAUCAAAGAAAUCACCAGUGGGCAGCUGGCGUUCCUUCUUUAACCUGGGAAAGUCAUCCUCUAUGGCCAAACGCAAGCUCCAGCGCAACCCCAGUGAGCCCAAUGAGCUUAAGGCCAUGGCUCUGGCAGGGGGAAGAGGUGACACAGGAACUCUACGUUCUGCCAAAAGUGAGGAGUCUCUCAGCUCGCUACACAAUGUGGAGGGUGAGUCGAAGGUGUACCGCCCCCGUAGGCCUCGUUCCAGCAGCGAUGCCCUGUCAACAUCCUUUAAUGGUGACCUACUUGAUAGCAGGCAUCAUUGCAACUCCUACGAUAAUGUGGUCCAGGGGGAGAGCGAUGGGGACGAGGGUCCCAUAUGUGUGCCAGCACUUAUAUCUCCACCUCGCUCUAAUGAGGAUGUAGAUUUGAGCCCCCCGGACAUCGGCAUGGCAUCUUUGGACUUUGACCCAAUGUCCUUCCAGUGCAGUCUGCCCAUGACAGAGCCCUCAUUCCCCUCGCCAGAGCCAGGUGAGACCACUAGCCUGAAAAGGAGUCCAGGUGCCAGCUGCUCUGAGCCCAUCUCACCCUCCCCAGAGAAGGCCUCGAGCCCUCUCCUGCUCUCCCCUGACUUCAGUCCAGCCUUGGGAGUAAAAACAGAAAGCAAGAAGCAUCCUGCAGCCUUCUUAGCUGAGAAAGUGGUGCAAGCCCUGUCCCCCAAAAUUAGCCGGAAGUCUGCCAAGAUACCCCUUCUGAAUAUCUCAGAGCCCGUGGCUGCAUCAACACCUAACCGGGCUCCUGAGAGCGUUGCUUCCCAGCCUUCUACACCUGCCACAGUAGUCUCCCAGGGUUCUUGGGGUGCCCCACCAGACAUGGUCUCCUUACUGCUGAAGACAAACGAGACAUUGCAAAGUGAAGGUGGCCAGCAUGAGCCAAACAGCAAGCCUCACGAAGCCUGUCGGUCAGAGAGCCAAGACCAGCCUGUUGAAGAAUGCCCAGAGGCAACGAGACCUGCUGGUGGCCAGGUACAGCCAGAUCAGUGGACAGCAGGAACUACAACUUUGGACUCUCCACAGGGCCCCACCCCCGUCAGCUCUGUGUCCCUCCUCCCACCACCUCCCCCUCCGAAGAAUGCUGCCCGCAUGCUAGCUCUGGCCCUGGCUGAGUCUGCCCAACAGGCAACUAUUCUCUCCCAGAGGAGGCCAUCUGGGCCCCCAACACCCCUCUCUCCCCUUAGACCCCAGGAGCCCCUGGACACCUUGGAAUGGCCGCCACCACCUCCUCUCCCAGUCCCAGCAGUCUCUGAUGAGGUGACAGAGAGGGACACUUCACCUGCACAAGCAUCCUCCUCUCACCCAGUUGACACAGCUGUCGAAAGCCCACCACUGGCACUCAGUCCCCAUUUCACCACAGCCGACAUCAAAUUAACACCUACCUCUGCUGCUAGCCUGGACAACCAGAGCGCUGCCAUCAGCAGCACCACUGUCACAUCAGCAGAACCCAGCCAGGGUUCUGGGCCUGCUGUCACCCCUGGCCCUCAAGUUUCUCCCACUUGUAAGAGCCCAGAGAAGCAGCUGCCAGCCACUGUGGGUCAGUCCAUUGUGACAAGUUAUUCAGCCACUGCUACCCCCAGCAGCACUGCUGCCAAUAAGGAGUUGGGAGCCAUGCAGCAGCUGGGUUCAGAGAAACAGGUAGGCUUGGACAUCUUGCUGCCAGGUUUCUCAAACUCUCCAGAACAGCCCACCACAGCUACCCAACUGCAGACGGGUACCUGGACCACACCUGUGGCAGCUACGCCCUCAGAACCAGCAGAGAAGCCCUGGGAAGCGGUGAAGCCAGUUCAUCCUAGGGCUGAGCCUAUUCCACCAUAUCACACCUGUGGACCCACGCCCCCAACACCUCCAGUUCGUUCUAUUGAAAGCAAACUGGCAACAGCGGCUCUGUCUAGCACAGAGGCUGCCAAUGCAUCCAAUUUCCAUGCCAUUCUCGCUGAAGCUUCCAUGCCAGCCUCAGUGGAAGAGGUUCUUCCACAGCCACCCAGACCGCCACGGAAACCCUCAGUUCUUCAGCCUGCCUACAUGUACCACCCAAAGGCAGAGGGCAUGUUGGAUCCUGGCACCGAGGCUUUUUUCUACCAGAGGACUGUUCCAGCGGGACAGGCUAAUGUGCCAUAUCACUAUCGGCCAGACAGUGUUCCGCCACACCUCUCUUACGCCUCUAAAUCAGAGCCUCAGAUCCUGUACAGCACCCGCUCCGACAGCCGCUAUAACACACUGGGGCCGAGGUCCUUCCAUCAGUCCAUCAAGUCGAGAGGUCCCCACAGGGCAGAGUAUCCUCCAAGUGGGUCUUCUGGACACCGUGGUCAGGGCUAUGGAUCCAUGGAUGGAGCUGCUGUAUACCCUACCAUUCGCAGGGUCCAUUCUCUGCAUGUGCCACCCACCACCAUACGCUCCGUGCCAAUUUCGCGGACUGAGGUCCCUCCAGAUGACGAUUUGUUCUACUACCAACGACCAAUAUACCAAUACAAGCCCUACCAGCAGCCUGUGCAAUCAGACUACCAUGUCACCCAAUUGCAGCCUUACUUUGAGAAUGGCCGAGUUCAGUACCGGUACAGCCCCUACUCGGGCUCAAAUCCUCUGGAUGCACCCUACUACGACGUGGACCCUUAUGGGACCAUUCGCCUGCGGCACUUCCACUCAUUCACCAGCCGAGACAUGGCACCGUACCUCGGCAGGACAGGCAGCAAAGCUGGAAAUUACCACUACUUGUCGCGUCACAUCCUGCCGGUGGGCAGAGAACAUAGCUUUGUGAGCCGGGACAUGCCUCCCUCGCACAGCUCCAAGGGGGCUCCCGUCUACCUGGCCAUGGAUCCCGAGGAGUCCGAGAGAAUUCGCAUGCACUCCAUGAGGCGCGAGAACCGAGCCAGACAGAAGACCAAGGGCCCCGUUAUGUCUCAGUACGAUAAUGUGGGUCCAUGCAUCCCUGGGGAUCUUGGAGGCCUGGAAGUCCUCCACCUGCGGAGCAAAUCAGACCCGGUGAAAGCAGUCCUGAUGGCUGCUGAAGGCAAAGAUGGACGUUAUGGGGCUGCCCCACCGCAUCAGUCCAGGCAUCUGGUGUCGGACCCUGAGGUCUUUAUGUACAUGGAGACGGAGAAGCACUACCAAGGGAAUGGAAUGGGUGACAAGCCUGGUGCACCACUCAAGCUGAGUGGCUCGAGGAGCAGUCAAACUGGACACCACCCCCAUGUUCCGCAGCAACCGCAUCAGCCUCCGCCACCACCACGAGACUUGUCUCGGCACUCGGAACAAAGUCGUACCGACCCCAAGGGUGAACCUGUGGAUGGCAAGCAGGGUGGAGGUGGAGGUGGGGGCAGCAGGCACUGGCAAGAAUGCUCUGAGCCCAGAGCCCAUGCGUCCCGCUAUGACCGCUCAGAGCCAGAGAGGCACACCGGCAGGAGUUACCCUGAAGAGGACCCGCAGGUAACCACUAUGAAGCCCUUGGCUCCACCCAAGCCUGAGCGAUCCCACAGCGUCAGAGAGCGGCACCACUACCACCAACCCAACCCCCCACUCCACCUUCCAGGGAACCCGGAGAGAGACCACAGUGGGUCCUACUCUCACCAGCCCCAUGGGCAGAGACACAGCACCAUGACCGUGCUGUCGCACUACGACAACCUGGAUGACUAUCACCCCAUCCCGCAGGUUGCCCGAGGAGGCACCGGUGCUUUUCCAACAACAGGACUCACUCCUCCCCAUGGUGUUCGUGCGUACUCAACCGCCCUGGGCCAGGGGGCCUUUGUCCCAGCAGAGCUGUCCCUUCAGCGGCACGAGACGGAGAUACGAGCAGAGUGACAGAAGGAACAGUGAUGCGCUAAAACGAGGAAUAAAGAAAAAACUUCAUAAAAUUGAACAGCCUCUGCAGGAC